Messenger RNA from Chara braunii, 8222 nucleotides. NCBI's taxonomy places the organism in Eukaryota, Viridiplantae, Streptophyta, Charophyceae, Charales, Characeae. The record is from the annotation of a GenBank genome assembly.
GUGGAUGGCGAAAGUAGUACCUCAGCACAGUAACGGGCGAUCAGAGGAAGCGGUGUAAUCUGAAGGGGUGAUGGAAUGCCUGCAGAGGGCGUUGCUGAGGGCUAGGUGCCCCUCCAGACCAGCUCUGUUGUGGCUUUGCAAGGUUGUGGGAACCUCGAUUGCUGCCUUUGGUGGCAAGUUGUCACGCCUCCUCUUAGUGAGCGCCUACCAAUGUGGUGAACGUGGCAACCACCAUAGCCAGGUGCAGAGUGGUAAUGAGACCCUUCAGCUUGGUAACCUUGCAAACUGGACAAAGGGUAUAAACAUAUUCGAGAAAGAGUUCUUGUUUGUUCCAAUUCAUGACAGGCUACAUUGGAGUCUUGCAAUCAUCUGUGCACCAGGCGAUCCCAAAAGAAAUCAUAUUCUACAUCUGGACUCCCUACAUCAUGGUCAUGCGAAUCACAUAGUUUUUCCGCCUCUUUAUUCUUAUUUGCGAGCGGAGUGGCUGUCCAAAGAAGCCAAGAAAAAGGGUGACAGGACCUUCAACGAGAAGACAUUCUCCGCAGGCAGAGUGCAAGUACCUCAACAGGAGAACGACUGUGAUUGUGGCCUUUUUGUUCUGUACUACAUCAAGCAGUUCCUUAAAAUUAUCCAGAAAACUAUGACAUUUACCGCGAAGAAGAAUUUCCAUGAUAUGAUGGGUCCUGACUGGUUUGAACCCUCAGAGGCUUCUGCUUUGCGACAGAAGAUUGGAAAGAUUUUAAUGAGCCUAUUUGACAAGAAACUACAGAGUGUCAUCCCAGCCGCAAAUGACGUGAGGGAGGAAAAAGUAACCCUGCAAAGUCGUGAACAAAAUGGAAUUGAUUUUGAGGUCAGACAAGUACAUGAGAAACGUGGAAGCAGGCCAACACCAGAAGUGACCUUGAUGACAGCUGAUGGCAUGGAUCCAGAGGGUACAGAAGGGCGUGUUGUGCUGGAAGAGGGGAAUGGGGUCUUCCCAAAGACCUUUCCUCUGUACCCUGAUAUAGAAACAGAGGAAGAAACAUGCACCAGUACAGAUGGGGACUGUGCAGCGGAAACUGCACAGGGUAAUGGCAGCCGCAAACGGAAGCGGGAGGAUGAUGCCACAGAUAUGGAUGUUGUCCCAACCAAGGCUAUGAGUGGUGAAGAUGGCCGCAGAGAAUCGAAUGUUUUGAGAACAGGUGAUAUUCAAGGACACUUGGCAGGGGAGAUAGAGAGUGGAGACAUGUCUCAACAGGGACAUAGAGGCCAAGUAGGUAAUACAGAAGACAGAAGUGGGCCUGCAGUUUGUGACCUUGUAGGAGGGGGAAGGGAUGUGGAAUUGACGCGGCCAAUUGCAUUAGGACAUGGAUCAAGCCCUGCAGCUAAUGAGGAUGGAGUGAUGGGAGCAUGCCGCGAGGGUGGUGGCCAGAGCACAUGCCUGGAGAUUGGAGGGAAGGCUGAGAAUUGUUUCUUCAGCCAUGGUGGAAGAGACAGUCUGGCAGUGCAGGCUGAAAAAAAUGGUUAUGGGAGCUCAGAUGCAAGCAACUGCAGGAAUGACCUGGCAGCACUGCAGCGAUUAGAUGCAGGCACAGUAACCCCUGGCAAACCAAGUUCAGGAGCUGAGGCUUCAACUUGUGCUAUCGCCGAAGAAUGCACUGCCAUCAUUGAAUCAGAUGACAAGCAGAGAGAAUCAAUCUGUUGUAGAGGAUUCAUCAAUUUAAUGGAUGAUGAUGAUGAUAAUGAUGAUAAUGACUUCAAUUGCAAAUCCAAAGAUGACUGUGAGAAGCUUGGGAGCAUGGGGAAGGGUGAUCAUAAAUGUGUGUGUGAGUUUGAGCGAAGCAGCACGGACAGGAGAGAGAGUGAAUGUGGAUGUGCACUUGGAAGGACAAUUGAAAAGAAUGAGCAUCUGCAUCAACCCCAGCGUAGGGAUCAUGGUGGUAGCUCUGAGGUUCAAGUUGUUGAUGAUGCAAACGAGGUGCAGGAACAGACACGCAAACAGCCUCAAGGAACACAUAACAUGGUGGGAUGCCCCCUGGAGGACAAGUUUGCUGCAGAAUGUGAACUCGGAGGUGGAAGAUGUGUGGGGUCUUUGAAAGAUGUGAAUAGUGUGCAGCUUGCAGCGGAGCAGCAGCAGCAGCAGCAGCAGCAGGAUGGCCGCAAAAACAGGUUGCAAAAUGGAGGAACGGCAAACAGCGAGUCUACUGUUGCGUACUGUGAUAAUUGGAUGGAGGAAGAUUCUAAAGGAAAGGAAGGGAUGCGACCGGUCGUUGUCUAUCGGCGACGGAGCAGAGAAGGAGCAUCUGAGAACGCCUUUGGGAGCACCAUGCAGAGGAAACAAGAUGGACGCAGGUUUCAAAAGGAGAGAAGUCCAUGCAUGAAAUCGGGAAGUGCAAACAAGGACUUGAUAGAAUUGGAGUACACAGGCCGAAAUGCAAGGGCAAGCAGUCAAAAGGAGAGCAAGCAGCAGGGUGCUAAAGAGCAAGAUGGGAAGCACAAUGGGGAGAUGUCUAGAGCAUGUAGUACAGAUAGCUUGUCAGGACCAAAAACAAAUGUAUUCAUCAUUGAUAGUGACCAUGAAAAUGCGUCAACUGUGGUAAGAUGCAAAGAAAAUCAAGAAACUGGGUGUAGCAACAGGAUUAUUCUUAGGGAAGAGGUGGAUGUGGAUAAGGUUGCAGAUAUGGUAGUGGACAAGACUCCAAGUGUUGGCGCACAUGGAAUUGCAGGUGAUUACAGAACAGGUGUUUGUGAAAUUGACGAUGGUGAUGGCGAUGUGUGCACAGUCAUCAACUUGAGUGAAACAGACCACGGCAUCGAAGAUGAAGGAGAUGGAGAUAGCCUGGUUGUCUUCAGUGGACCCUGUGACAACGGCCGUGCGAAUGGAGGCUUUAUCAUCAGCUCAAGUGAAACUGUUGACAAGGCUAAUGUGGCUGUGGAAGCUAAGGAACAACAUGGUGAAGAUCAGGAGGGGUCGCAGAGGCGCAAGCAUGAUAAGAGUAUCUGUGCGUCAGAUACGGAGUCGAUGUUUGUUGCCGUUGAUGGGAGGAAGCAUGAUGCUGCAAAACAAAAUGAAACACGUGUGGCAAAUCGGGCUACGUCUGCUGUGUCACUUUCAUCUACUGACUGUGCUGUAAAGUUGGGCAAUAAGCCGUCAGCAGCUAUACAUAGCGGCAAGAGGAAACGAGAGCAUGAGCGUGAUGCUCCUGAUGUUGUUUCGAUCAAGGAGGGGGAUUUUGAUUGUAAUGAAGUGCCAGCAAACAAGAGCUCAUGCAAGGACCACCAAGAGCUCAUCGACGUUCCACCAGGGGAACCGGCAACUGUAGAUGCUCCUACGCAGCAGAGCAGGAGGGGUGCAGCAUCACAAAAUGACAGAGAUUCUGAUUGUGUGGCUGUGGGCCCUUGCAGAGCGGAAGAGGACACUGGAUGCAGUAGUUUGGCAGCAGAGGGACAAGGGAAGGCUCGCAGAGGUUCUGGUUGUCAAGACAGACGAAGUAACUCGUCUUCCCCUAUCCAUCACAGGAGAGGAAGUCAGGUAAGGAACGGGCAAGAUUACAUUAUCCUAUUUGCAAGUGAUGGUAGUCAAACGGAGUGUGGAAUAGGACAGGCGUCCUCACCAUGCCAGAAAGCAGCUUUAUCAGAACGCUCUGGCAAGGUUGCAUUAGAGAAUGAUAACCAAACACCGAGAUUGCCGUGGGAUAUUAUUGACUUGAUGGAUGACGAUGCUGAUGACGGUAGGGGGAAGCCACAGACCUUAGGGAAGGAGAGUUCCUCCCCAGACAAAGGGCAGGAGGAUGUGGACUGUAUCAGCCAGCAGAAGGGAUGCGGGGAAGGGAUGUGCGCACCAGACGAUGGGAUCAAAAUUCAGGAGCCUCGAUGUCCAUCUCCGUGCCAUGAUCAGAGAGUCGACGGGGCGAAGUCUGAGCUUGAAGUCAUUGCAAUUGUGCACAUGCCAAAGUUUAGAAAAGACCAAGGAGCACAUGAGGAGGCAGGACGGGCGGCUCCGGCGUGUAUUGAUAAUAUGGACGACGGGUUGGUCAUGAGCGUCAUAUCGCCUGAAUUACAGAAUGCUUCUCACUGCUCUGAAGAGACUGGAAACUGUCCACACAAAGACGCAGAACGGCAGAAGAACCCGAGCAGCAGCAAGAUGGAUGAUCAACAUGCCGUAAGUGUCGAAUCGCUGGUUCUGUGUGAUCCUGUCAAGCACCCAAUUGAAGUUGAGGAUGACAACCACAAGGAAAAAGAACUACAAAGGUGUCUUCCGGGGAAGGAUGUCGCCAGAACUGGUGGGAGUAAAAGGGAAAUUGAACAUGAGCUGCAGUCAGUGGGAAGAGGGAAAGGGAUGCAAACAACAGAUGAUACAAAGGAAGUCCGCUCAGGGAUGAUGAUCGAAACAGCUGAUGGGCCUGAUGAGAACCGUCUCACCAUUGUGGUGAACCUAGCAGAGUCGGUUUUGUGCGAUAACGGGAACAGAGUGAUAGAAAUCAUGGGAUGCCACGAGGAGCAGGCAGAACAGCCAAUUGUGAGUAACCGUAUUUGUACGGAGGACAGGUUGGUGGCGAACAGUGAUUUGCCUGGCAUUUCAGGUGAUGCGAACAGGUGUGGCACCAAAAUUGACGGCAGCAAGAUCGGGAGAGCAGAACAACAGAUGAUUUCUAACCCUGGUGCAAGGGACGCGAAUGAGCAUUCGACAAGAUCGGUUGAAAUUGAAAUGAAGGACUGCAGCAGUGACCAUGAAGUGAUGGAACACCAAAGGAGCCCUGGCACUGGCACGACGGAUGAGCGAACAGUGAGGAAUGCGCAGUUUCCAGUUGCAUAUUCGACUGCCAAAAACUCUAUCGAAAUUCAAGGUCGCAAGUAUGGGGCAAUAGAAGAGCAGAAGACUCCUGGGAUUUGCAAGAGGGAUGAGAAGUCGUUGGCGAAAGCGAAACUACCAGUCUCAUGUGGUAAUGCGGGCGACUCGAUUGUAGUUUGUGACAGUCACGAUGAGGAGACGACCGUGGGCGGCCAGAAGGGAAUGGAUGGCAGAGAAAAAGUGAGCAUGGUUGUAUCGGAUGAUACUGAAUGCUACAUUCAGAGCAAGGGUGGCAAGCGCAGGAGCAGCGAACAGCGGAGAAGUCCUGACACUGUAAGGGUUGAUGACGGACAUGCCUCGCCGAACAGGAACGCUGUGUAUUUGUGUAAUUUAGUCAAAGAAGAUGGACGGCAGGAGAGCAAAAUGUCCAGGGUAGAAUUCGAGCUCUUCAACACAUCCCUGAUGCUUGGUGUAGCCACAUGCAACUCCGGGAUCAAGAGUGGGAGGAGUGAGAGAGCAGAGGGUGGGUUUGAGGAAGCUGAGAGUUCGUGUAUGCAGCUGAGCAAUGCGAGUGGCGACGGUGCGAUGUGUGAAAAUGCAGGUCGGGCAAUUAACAAUCCAUAUGACAGGAGCAAGAGUAUGCAGCAGCAGGAAGAGCAAGAGGUCGAUGAAAAAUGGGGCAAAGUGUCCUCUGCCAAUGGUUUGGCCAUCGCGGCACUGGGAAAUGGAGAUGCGGACAACAUCGGAGAGGGAAAGGGUUUUUCCAGAGGCCAUGAACCUGUCAACAAUUCAUUCAAUGGAAGCAAGAGUAAGUGGCAGGAAGAUCAAGGGUUUCAUAUAAACAGUGGUGAAGUGUCCGCCGCUGGUGAUUUGGUCCUGGCCCCAAUGAGAAGUGGAGAUGUGUGUGUGGUUGAUGUAGAUGCUGACAACAGUGGAGAUGCUAACGCCUUUUUCAGAGCUAAGGAGAUCGCCAGUAACCCUGACAGAGAGAAUCAAGAUCACACAGACGCGAGUCCUCAGAAUGUUGGUGCAAGAGAGCAAAACAAGAGUCGCAAAGAAAAUUGUGAAGAAGGCAAGACACCACCGAAAAUCAUCGACUUACGUGGAGUUCUCGGGAAAAAGCAGCAAGCAGAAAAGACAGGCUCGCAAAACAUCAUCGACUUGAGUCACAUUGUAUCCAGACCCCGUGACAACGGCUGGGGAGUGGAAAAACCCAUCCCUCCUGUUAUUGGUUGGCGUGGAGUUGUGAAGAAGCGUCAGGGGCAGCAGCUGAAUUCGGAAGGAUCCGCUUGAUGAAAGGGACACGAUUGCAUGCAUAGUCAAUUCAUCUCUCUUUCUUCUUUGUAACGAAGCCUCAGAACACUGCCCGCUGUUCAUGCGGGUCCACUGUUCAUGCGGAAACUCGGCUCUGUCAACAAGUUGCCUGGCAUUGGCUGCCAGCCUGUCUGCAUGUCUCUGCUUCCUUGCGCACAUCUGCCCGAAGCACUCUGGAAACAGUAAGGGUUGCAGCAAUUCCUGUGAAGUAUUGGUGUUUGUUUUUUUUUUCACCUCCCCAAUUCGCGCAAGAAAUCAAUCUGACCACCACAGAGACACACAGGAAUGAUCCUUAUUCUUCACAGACUGCUUUGGCAGAUGCACAAGGAAGGAGGGAAAGGCUCCCGGAAAACUCACCGCUAUUGCUGCAAAGAACCAGUUCUUUUUGUUGAGCUUACUCAUUUGCACCGAAUGGCAGAUGGGUUCUGUUCAAAAGAGGAAGGUUAACAACUUAAUGGGGAGGAGCGUGCAUGAGUACCUCUGGCAGAUGCACAAGGAAGGAGGGAAAGGCUCCCGGAAAACUCACCGCUAUUGCUGCAAAGAACCAGUUCUUUUUGUUGAGCUUACUCAUUUGCACCGAAUGGCAGAUGGGUUCUGUUCAAAAGAGGAAGGUUAACAACUUAAUGGGGAGGAGCGUGCAUGAGUACCUCUUGUAUUAUGUCUGACUUGCCGAUGGGAAAAGGAACCGGACUGCUGCUUCCCAGAAUAGAAGGAGCCUUAUUAUCUUUAUUAAAAAAAAAAAAAAAGGGAGGUCGACAACUCUACAGGACUUGUGCCGAGUUUCUUGGGAGCCUUUCUCUGCUUCCUUGCUCGUCUCCCAGAUGCACCCUGGGAAGAAUAAGGAUCGUUCUCGUCAGGCUCAGCGUUUGUGUGUGUCGGUGGUCAGCUCGACUCAGCUGCAAAUUGAUUUGCUCUGCAAAUGAGGAAGGUCAACGAAAACUCAGUUGGUACACCCCUGAAGUGUUGAAAUAUGGACCCGAGCUCGAACACCACCGGAAGCAGAUGAAUUUUUGAAGUGCCUAGGGACGGUCACUUCGACGAUGAUAUCUCAAGGCCGGGGGGUACUUCGAGAAGGAGGAAGGUCGACGAAAACUCGCAACUCUUCACAGGAAUCAUGACAAGUUUCUUCGGAGCCUGUUUCUGCUUCCUCAAGUAGCAACCUGAAGCGCUCUGGGCAGAAUACGGUUCAUUCUUGCCAGGCUUCAGUCCGUAGGCGGCGUAGGGUGUUUUUGUGUGUCUGUGGUCGGCGGGUUGUCUUUCUGCGCAUACGAGGGAGGUUCAUUAGAACACAUAUUCUUUGCAGCAACUGCAGCAAAUUUCCUCAGAUAUCGGAAGGAUGAUUAUACGGCGAUAUCGUAUCAUGGAAGGUUGGGAGAUGGGGGCAGGCUAAUCUUGUCUGUAUCGUUCCAAUUUUAAUGGGAUCUCCUGGCGGAUGGGACAUCUGCACGCAGUUUUGACAGAGUUGGUGUAUGGCCCCAUGACAACAGUUGUCGUUCCGUUCCUCUCGCUCGACAACUCAGUGUGGAAACUUUGCUGCCUCAGAGGAAUGGGCCAACGAUCACGAAGGUGCGAACCUCAAAGAUCAUACUGUGGAUGUGGAUUGGAAGUCGAAGACCUGAGGCCAUCUGGGGACUGUACAGUGCUGUUGCUGCUUUUGAUUUUGAGAAGAUUGAAGACAUGAUCUCGGCAGCGUUGAGGAAGCUGAGUGGUCCAAGUGGUAGUGAAAAUUGUCCUCUGCUGAGCACUUUGAGGGGUGCGAAAAGCCCCACCACUGCAGGGCUGAGUGGUCAAAGUGGUAGUGAAAAUUGUCCUCUGCUGAGCACUUUGAGGGGUGUGAAAAGUCCCACCACUUCAGGGCCUUUCCUCGACAGGUUGAGUAUGCUGGUGACUAUGUGUCACAGAGGCUUGUUGUUUAUCAGACCUUGUUAGAGUUGAGCUGACACAGAGAGAGAGAGAGAGAGAGAGAGAGAGAGAGAGAGAGAGAGAGAGAGAGAGAGAGAGAGAGAGAGAGAUGCGAUGGGUUGUGUCAUACACGGAAGGAAUCAUUUGCAGCGUAGUGCAUCCUCUGAUGGAAUGGCAUCGAGCAGUUUAAUGUCUUCUUUCCUCAGUAGUGACCAAGUAAAAUGUAGGGGCUUCC